Molecule: messenger RNA, 792 nt
Organism: Vanessa atalanta (red admiral)
Lineage: Eukaryota; Metazoa; Arthropoda; Insecta; Lepidoptera; Nymphalidae
Product: alpha-(1,3)-fucosyltransferase C-like
Exons: 4
Coding region: 187-792 (201 amino acids)
Cellular component (GO): membrane
Molecular function (GO): alpha-(1->3)-fucosyltransferase activity
Source: RefSeq, a predicted model, not a curated record
ACUCAGAAAUAUAUAUUCGUGGCGAAUGAUUCCUCUGAUAACUUACCCGUAUGCAAUCCAGUUUAUGAUGAUUUCUUUAAUUGGACUUGGACAUAUAGAUUUGAUUCUACAAUAUCAUAUCGUUUCAUCACGGUUUACAAUACAGACUUCGAAGAACUCGGAAACCAUUUCCGAUGGAACUACAACAUGAAACCAAUAGACGCUUCUUUAAAGUCACAAUUCGUCACUAAAAGUAAAGCUGCAGUCAUUUUUUUAGAUAAAUGUGAGAGCAGAAGCAAGAGAGAAAAUUUGAUACAAGAUCUUCAAAGGAAUUUAGCAAAGUAUAACCUUGACGUCGACAUUUUUGGUCCGUGUGGUUUGAAACAGUGUAAACGGAAGACAAUGAACCCUUGUUUCUGGAGGUUGAGAAAGAAUUACUACUUCUAUCUUGCAUUUGAAGAUUCUCUUGCUUAUGAUUAUAUAACGGAUAUUGUUUUAUAUGCUUAUAAUAACAAUGCUGUGCCGAUCGUAUAUGGUGGAGCUAGAUAUGAUAGUUAUCUACCUCCAGGAUCUUAUAUAAACGCACUUAACACAAGCGCAAAGGCUCUAGCGGCCUCUAUGCAUGAUAUUAUCGAGAAUAAAGAGAAAUAUUACGAUUUUUUCCGUUGGAAAAACUACUACAUCAUCAGCAAAUCGCCCAUACUAAACGCGUGUGCCUUAUGUGAAACAUUGAACAGUCCGGCGCGUCUCGUUCAAAAUGUUGUCAUUUCAAAGUUCAGAACAUGGUGGAAUAACAUAGUUUUUGUGCUAUAA